Molecule: messenger RNA, 678 nt
Organism: Acanthosepion pharaonis
Lineage: Eukaryota; Metazoa; Mollusca; Cephalopoda; Sepiida; Sepiidae
Source: the annotation of a GenBank genome assembly
AUGGGAAAAGAAGUUAAAUUAAAUUUGGACUCUGAAAGAAGGGAAGGGUUUGAAAAUAAAUCUUCUCCUAUGGCAUAUACUAUGAAGCCAACAAGAGAACAAACAUGUGUACACAUUGGAAAACAACAAUGUAAAAAUGGAGAAUGUGUAUUGAGUAUCAGCAUGUGUCCUGAGCAAAAUAACAUAAGCCAAAGUACAAUGUUAAUCAUGGUCAUUGUGGGUCUGACAAUUGUUAUAUUCCUCAUCAUUCUCUACUGCUUACAACAAAGGGGACGCAACCGAAUGCAAAGCUUAUCUGCAGAAUCACAUACUGAUCAAAAUUCCUCAGGAGAAGUGGACAAUAAUAUUGACAACUUAUCCUUAUAUCUACCUCCUCCUCCUUAUGAAGAGGUUGUAUCCAGCAGUAUUUACCCUAAUACACGUAUCAUGCAUCAACGAAUGAAUUCCUUCACUCUAAAUGUCCCACCCACUCCACCACCAAACUACAAUGCAGCCUUAAAUAUCUUGGCUCGCAGCCAGGAGAUUGUCUCUACAAAAGGUAAUCAGAUUCCUUCCACUCAGCAAAAACAGCCAAGUAUUCGUCGGUGUCAGUCUGAAGAAGUUCUCAGUCCACAUCUACUACCAGAAGCAUCUCUAUUCACCUUUACUCAGAUACCACAGAUGAAUGAAAAUCGGUAG